AUGAAUCUUCAUUCUAAUUCAACGAAAGUACACGUUGAUGGACUUUAUAUUUUAAUUGUACCAAAAAAUGAAUUUGGCCAAGAUUUAACUGAAUAUCAUGCGAACAAAAUGAGACGAGUACAACGUAAAGUCGAUGAUUUAAGAAAAUCAAUGUUAGUUCUAUAUCCUAUUAAUCUUAAUGUUAAUAUGGUUAUUAUGAUAACACCUGGUGAACAUAAUUUUGAUCGGUCAACAUUUAAUAUUAAUACUCUUAUUGAACAAAUCACUGCUAAUAUUGAUUCAAAACAAUUUUCUGAUUUACUUGAUUUUGGAAAAUUUCAAAAUUAUAGUACACUAUACGAACGAUGUCGGGAAUAUCGUCAAUUACAUUUGCAAGAAUCACUUCAAAAUACAUUAUUGACCGAAGAACAGAAAGAUCGUGUUAAGAUUCUUGAAACAAAAUUAGAUGUAUUCAAUUUGGCAUAUAUUCGUCAUAGUGUUGAAAUCGAGAUUGAAAAUAAAACAACAGAUUCAUCAUUGGAAAAUACUCAAAGAAAUAAUUAUCAUCGAUGGAAUUGGUGGUGGAGAAAAAAACAUAAACAUCAUCAUAAUCAUAGUCAUUAUCACAAUCAUAAUGAAAGAAUAAUGUCAAUAACAUCAUUGGAAGCAUAUCAUGAUGAUGGAUUUAGUUUUUAUUUUGAAGAUUUAUCAAAUAUAAUAAUUGAUAUAAGAAUAACUAAACUCGAUUUAAAUUUAGUAUCAUCAUCAUUAAUAAUAAAUAAAUUUGAAUUGAAUUUUCCAAAUUUUCGAUUAUAUGGUAUUGAAGAUAAUAAAUCAAAUCGUCGUUUAUUGGUUGAAUCAAUUUCAAAAUGUUUUUCUCCAUUAUUACAUAUUCAAUUCGAAUUAUUUCCAAUAAAUAUUAAACGAUCUGAUUAUCGUUUUCAUUUAAAUAUACAACCAAUAAGAAUUAUUUAUCAUGCCGCUAUGUUUAAUCGUAUUGUUGAAUGUUUUGAACCAAAUAUAAAUCAAAAUUCAUUUUCAUUGUCUGAGAUAAAACAACGUCAAUAUGAAGAAAUGGAAAAUGAUCUCUAUUAUCAGAAAGUAUUUGACAUGACAAUUGAACUAAAUCAUAUAUCAAUUAUUUUUCCAAAAAAUGGUCAUUAUAAUCAAAAUACUUCGAUGUUUAAUAUUGAUUUUAGACAAUUAACAUUAAAAUCAUGUUUAGAUGAAAAUCAAAUCGAUUCUCAGGAAAAAAAUCUUGAAGAACGAUUCUAUAUAAAAUAUAAACUUGAAAUAAAUGAUCUUCAAAUUAUAUAUUAUACUUCAGAUGGAUCACAUUUACAUUUAUUACGAAAAACUCCAUCAAUUGAUAUUUACUUUUACAAAUGUAUUUAUUUUGACGAUGCAAAUUUAGAUGAUUGGCAUAUUCAUUUAAAAACAAAUUCUAUCGGAGAAAGUCAAAUCUCAAAUAAAAUUCUUCAUGAAAUAAUUGAUCAUUUUAAAUCAAUACCACUAUUUAAUUCAACACUUUCGGAAAUUCUUUAUAGAAUAAAUCUUUAUUUUGAAAUUUUUCGGCCAAAUACCAGCCUUAAAGGAAACAUUUCAAUUCAUCAAUGUUCAACUAUUAUUCUAGUUAAUCAAAAAGUAUCAAUUAAAACUGGUUUGUAUAUUUCUAUAUCAAAAACAAGAAAGAAUAUCGAAGAAAUGAUCAUUAUCUUAAAAAAUUUAACAAUGACAACGAUUCAUAGUUUAUCGAAUUCAUUUUAUCUGAACGAACAUCUCAAAUUGAAUUAUAUUAAUAAUUCUACGAGAUUACAAUUAACAGAUUAA
Messenger RNA from Rotaria sp. Silwood1, 1809 nucleotides. The record is from the annotation of a GenBank genome assembly. NCBI's taxonomy places the organism in Eukaryota, Metazoa, Rotifera, Eurotatoria, Philodinida, Philodinidae.